Molecule: messenger RNA, 6684 nt
Organism: Mya arenaria
Lineage: Eukaryota; Metazoa; Mollusca; Bivalvia; Myida; Myidae
Product: transcription factor IIIB 90 kDa subunit-like
Exons: 17
Coding region: 154-2382 (742 amino acids)
Biological process (GO): transcription by RNA polymerase III; transcription preinitiation complex assembly; DNA-templated transcription initiation
Cellular component (GO): transcription preinitiation complex; transcription factor TFIIIB complex; nucleus
Molecular function (GO): RNA polymerase III general transcription initiation factor activity; TBP-class protein binding; RNA polymerase III type 3 promoter sequence-specific DNA binding
Source: RefSeq, a predicted model, not a curated record
CGCGCAUGCCCAAUAGCAAUAGUUGCCAUCGUGUUUCAUCAUUUAUGCAAGAUUUUGGGCCUUUUUAACUCCAUUAAAUGAUGAAAAUCGUGUAAACGGAUGCAAGAUAUCAAGGCAAACUUUACUCGAUAAACCAAAGAAUCAGCCUUUGUCAUGUCAAGUCGUAUGUGUAACCAGUGCGGUUGCACUGAUAUUGACAUUGACUCGGCCAGAGGAGAUGCCGUGUGCACAGGAUGUGGGUCGGUGCUGGAAGAUCAGAUCAUUGUCUCGGAGGUUCAGUUUCAAGAAAAUUCUGGUGGCGGCUCUUCUCUCAUUGGCCAGUUUGUCUCUUCAGAAGGAGGAAAGUCCUUCUCAAUCGGAGGCACCUUCACUCAUGGCAUGCAAAAGGAAUCAAGAACUGUCACGUUGCAGAAUGGUAAAAAGAAAAUUCAGCACCUUGCUAGCCAACUUAAUCUGAACAAUCACUGUGUGGACACGGCGUUCAAUUUCUACAAAAUGGCCGUCGCAAAACGCAUGACGAUGGGAAGGAAGUCCACACAUGUUAUUGCUGCGUGCCUGUAUCUUGUGUGCCGCGUAGAGAAAACAUCCCACAUGCUUCUCGACUUCAGUGAUGCAUUACAGGUGAAUGUGUACAGUCUUGGCAGAACCUAUCUACAUCUUUCCCGGGAGCUCUGCAUCAAUCUACCGGAUGUUGACCCAUGCCUUUACAUUUCUCGGUUCGCCCAUGCCCUGCAGUUUGGAGACAAGACCCACGAGGUGUCGAUGACAGCAAUGCGCCUUGUUUCAAGAAUGAAGAGGGACUGGAUGUCCACAGGGAGACGGCCCAGUGGCCUCUGUGGGGCAGCUCUGUUGGUGUCAGCCAGAAUCCAUGAGUUCUCCAGAACUGUCAAAGAAAUCAUCAAGGUGGUCAAAGUCUGUCAAACCACCCUGAGAAAAAGGUUGCUGGAGUUUGAGGAGACACCAUCUAGUCAGCUGACCAUUGAGGAGUUUCAAACCAUUGACCUAGAGGAGGAGCAGGACCCACCAUGCUUCACGGAAGGCAAGAAACGUGCUAAAAAGGUUGCACUUCCAGACAUGACAUGUGAAAUCUCCAAACUACAGGAAGAAAUCGAAGAGACUCUGGCCAAUCAGAAACCAAGGGGUAUCUGGGCAGCAUACGCUAAAAUGCCUGAUGACUCUUCAUCCAUUGCGUCGGAGAUGUCAAGCAUAGGUGACCUUCUGGACCUCGAUACCUCAUGUGAUUCGGGCAAACAUAGCAGUGUAGACUCAUCUCCUUCAAUAUUGAAGAGUACCAGUGAUUCUGAUCUUGAGUCAAAACUUGCAUCACAAAAUCAUACAGAUGAUAGUGACAAAAUAUGUGAAAUUUUGAAGGAAACAGAUAGAGUUGUCAGUGAUACAAAUAUAGGUAGUACUUUUAAAGAUUCGGAAUUAAAUAGUAAAUUAACAGAUUCAGACUUAAAUAUAAACGAUUCUGUGACAGGAAGCAAACAUUUAGACAAGGAUACUAUAGCUAGUGAAAUAAUUAUGGGUGAAGGGGUUUUAAAUUCUGAAGAAAGGAGUAAUGUGACUUGUGACACAGUAGGCUCCCUUGGAUUUUUGGAUAAAGUUGCUCCCCUUGACUCAGGAGUUAGUGAGAUUGUUAGCAAUUGUAUGGUCGAGAGUAACGAGAACUCAUGUGACGGGAUGAAGGAGGAUGAAGAGCUGGACCUUACGGGCAUUGACGAUGAUGAGAUCGACAGACUGUUGUUGACGGAAAAAGAGAUUCAGUUAAAGACAAAGAUCUGGAUGACGGAAAAUGCAGAUUACCUUGAGGAACAGAAAUUGAAAGAAGAAAAAAGGCUGAAGGAGGCUGAAGAAGAGGCUAAGAAACCUCCAGAGAAAAGAAGGAAAAAAAUCCAACGCAAAAAGAAAGUACCGCUACCGGAGGCCACCACACCUCAGGAAGCAAUACAGCGGAUUAUUCAAGAAAAAAGGAUCUCGUGUAAAAUCAAUUAUGACGUACUCAACGAUCUCAACGUGCGCUCCGCGUCAUCUGUUAAAUCUACUGUACCGACAGGAGGCUCUAUAUUAAAAGAAACCAAGGGGCCGGUUUCAAGAUUGCACAAUACCAGUGUGACCUUUGAUCUUGUAACUGAGACGCCACCAGCCAAGAAGCAGCGCAAAGAAGAAUUACCUCCUAUACUACCUCAGAUGGAUAUAAAGCCCACAGAUAAAUCCACACCAGAUGUUGUCAUUGAAUCGGGACCCGUGCAAUAUGAACAGAAAGAUGAUGGUUACGGUGAGGAGGAGGAGGACUAUUUUGAGGAGGAAGACCAACACCUCAGUGCAGCUCAGAUGCUAGGACAUACAGGAGGGGAAGAAGACUAUGACUAUGAUGACUAGCCUUGUCGAGUUGUACCAUACAUGAUGACAGAUGGACUACAGGGUAUAUUACAGACGUUAUGAUUGGCAUUGAGAUCAUACAUGAUGAUAUACAUUGACCAUAGGAUUGUUCAAUGUGGGAAAUUUCUUGCUAUGAUAUUCAUGUGCCCCCUUGAACAAUUAACAAUACAAUGUUAGAACAAGUCUUUGUGCUCAGGGGCUUUGAUUAAGGACAGUCUCAAGUCAAAGUCUGGACUCAGCAAAUUUUUUUUAUUGAAUUACAAUGAAUCAUUUUUGUACCAUUUGUUUUAUAAAAAUAUAUAAUAAAAAUGUGAAUAAUUGUACAAUUUUGAAUAGUAUAAAUAAAUUCAGCAAAUUUAAUCUUCAAAAUUCAAUUAGGAAGAAAGAAACGGUGGAAUGAAGAUUUAUGGUUUUGCCACUUGAGUCUGAACUCAAGACUUGAGACUGUUCGUAAAUAUGGCCCCUGAACAUCCAUAGAAUAAUUAGAUCUUCAAGUUAGUAUUUAUGACCUUUGCGCAUGAUGACGCGACUUGUGUGUCACUCACUGCAUCAUUCUUAAUUCUGGUGUAUCACAUUAGAUUGUUUGAUGAAGUUUGAUAUUUUGGUGAAAAUGAAUUUGUGACAUAUUAGAAAAGUUCAAUUUAUUUACAAUGGUACUGACUUUGUUUUUAUUAAAUUUUGGCGUCAAACCCAUACUGUUCAUAAUUUUUCAAAGCCAUGCUCCCGUCUUUUGGUCAAAUGUCUGAGUAUGUAUCUAAUUGAUUCAAUAUGGAGGCAGUUUAUAAUAUACAUGUUGUCUCCUUAGCACAAGAAGAACUGUAACUGACUUUUUUCAAAUUUAUCAGGAAAGGCAAAAACCUCAUUUUCUUUUUUCCUAUAAUUAAUCUGUUCUAUAGUUUAAAUGCUUUAAAUGAAAUUUGAUUUAAUACGUUAAAAAGGAACAAAAUUUAUUUUAAUAUUUUUCUGAAAGAAAUCGAAAACUAUUUUUUUAAGUAGAAUAUGGCUUUGAAACGUUCACAGGAUAGAAAAGUAAAUCUGAUUGAAUUAUGUGAAGAAAUUAAUUUCACCAUUGAACAUUUUAUACUAGAUGAGGAAUUGUACCUAUUUGGCACUGUAGUGACCAUCAAAAUUUGUAUGUUAAAUGCUUGCAAUAUGAAUAUAUAUAAAGUCCCACCCUAUGACCAUGCUUUGUAAUACUUGUUUUAUGAAUAUUUCUUGUAACCAAAUUUUAAUUGGUCAAUUAUGUCUGCUAUGAAAUUUAUAUUGGAUGAUAUUUAUGAUUAUCAGGGCAUUAAUGUGUUUGUCUUUUUUGUACAUGAUGGGCCAAUUGUUCAGAACAUCGUUAAAGUUAAUGCGAAUAAUGACAUCGUUGUUAACUUUUAAACUUGAAAUAUUUGAUAAUGUGCUCAGAUAUUUAAACAUGAAGAAGUACAGCUUAAACAGUUGAAAAUACAGCAGAUCACAUGUGUAUCCAUUUAACUUCCAAAGCAGUAACAAUUUGAAUGUAAAUAAUGGUUAUGUUAACAACAUUGUUUGGUUGUCCGGUUAGCGCAGAGGUUAGCACUAUCACUUCUCAACAAGGCAACUCCGGUUCGAUUACCGGCCUGGGUACAUGUGAUUUUGGUAAGUGGUGAAAGCCGGACAAGUGUUUUUCUCCUCGUAGUCCUGAUUUCCCUGUACAACACAAUACCUACCUCUCGCACAACAUCGUGCCAACAAGAGUGACCUUGUAUAAGUUAUCAUAACUUUCAUCACAAGCGUAAAAUAUAUAAUGCUCAAUCUAGCAACAUUUUUAACUUAAACAAAGUUCUGAACAAUUAGCCCAUUGGCUAUCACAUAUUAUAUGUUGAUAGGAGAAAUCACCAAUUUCUUGUACAAGUAUUGUGUUUUUCUGAUAUCCAAUACAUUCUAUUGUUUUAUUAUCUUUUGGGAUAAACUGAACAUACAUGUACAACUGAAAAGGCAGCUUUAUUUAUUGUUAUACUAUUAUUGGCAUUGAAUUCUGUCACCUUUAAAUCACGAUUUUAAGUUCAGAAAAUCAUGAACAUUAACACAAUAUUGCUACAUUAUAAUUUUUUAAGUGUCUGUGUUUGCCUCGUGUCCAGCUUCCGCACCUGCCCUCGGGAUGGAAUGACCAUCUGCUUGAAAAACAUUUUUUGAAAAAAAAAAAUGCAUACUUUAAAUUAGGGAUGCAAACGAAUGGCAAAAUUGAUAUUGGAAUAUUUGGUAAUUCUUUCGAACGAAUAUUCAAUAACCGAAAAACAUCUUUUAAAAGUUGUAGUAAACUUUUGUUAUAUUCGCUAAAAUAAUAGUGUUACAUUUUAACCCUUCUUUGUCGUAACCACUACGCGCGGCGGACCAUGAAUUUCACCAAAUGAGCCUCGGAAGUUCCUCAUUUUAGAAAGACAAAAGGUAGUAAAGUAUGAACAAAGAAACAACAAAAUAUUUUAAUUUAUAUUCCUCUGCCUUCAUAUCUGUAAACAACGUAACUUAGAUGGAUUCUGGUCAAAUGGCAUUAUGCGCCAAUGGAAGGUCUUUCCGUAGUACGAGAGCCUCGUUCUGGGAUUGACCUCUACUAAAUAAAACUAUGGAAAAACCAAACCAACUCGGGGACUAGUUAAUUCCUCGAUUGGCAAAGGCAUUCAAAUUUACUGAAACUAAUUGAAUUUUGUGUGUCACUUGUUUUAUUAAGGCAGUUAUUGUAAAAUUACGGGGUCUUUUUAUGGUACCCGACGAUAUGUCCCUAAAUGGCAUAUGACACGUGUUUAGUGUAUCACAUUCACACCUCUGGCAGUAUUGGUCAGUUGGUGUCAAAACAAGACAAACAAACUUUAAACACAAUAACAGAGUUGUAGGCAAAAGGUUUAUUAUUAUAUUUAUUCGACACCAAAAGACAUAGAAUAUUUGAAUACCGAUUUUGACAUUUGAAUACCAAACGUUUGAUCGAAUAUUUGUUUGCAUCCCUACUUUAAAUGUUAAACGUUUUUAAUGUUUAAGAUUAAAUAUUCAGCUUUAUGAUGUUUCACCAAAACAUGAGUGUUUAGGAUGUGUAGUAAUUUUUUGAAACACAGAUGAUGUUACAUAGUUAUGAACACAGAUGUUUGAAUGAAUUGUACUGAUUUGACAUCAUUAUUUAAUUUGCUUAAAAUGAUACAGUUAGACUUGUUAUCCAUGGAGAGUUGAGAUUUUUUUCAAGCACUCAGGUUAAAUGAUACAAGUAUCUGUUAUGCAAAAAGUCCUUUACAACAUUAGAAAUGGAAGAACUUUUAAAUUAUUUGCUCUCUUUAUUUCACUGUCUCACUUACAUUCUGUUGUUAAAAGAAUGAAGAAUAUUUUGCAUAAUUGUGUAUCAUUGCAACACAAGAAAAUUAAUGUUGCCAGAAGCUUAAUAACAAAACUUAAUUUGAUUUGUUUUUACAAUGGCAGUUUUGUAAGAAUUUAUUAUAUUCAUGAUCAUAAAUUAAUCAUAAAAUUAUUAAACAUUUUUUAAGUAUUUUACAACUUGGAAGUGGUUUUUUUUCAACUUCAAUAAAAUUUGUUAGAUAAUCAAUGUCAGCUUUUGUUGUCUCCUGCGUGGCAUUGCAAACAUGUAUUAUAGGGAUCAUGUUGUUCAGCAUCAUCACACUUUCAUUUUUGCUCUCCAGCUUAAGCAUUGGUUAACCAAUCUUUACCAAACUUGGUAACAAUGUUUGUUGGCAUAAAAAUCGAUCAACAGCCGGAUCACACUAUUAAAUCCAGAGUUAUGGCCCUUUAGACGACAAAAUUUACAUUCCAAAAAUGUGGGCGCUCCUAGCAGGCAACAUCAAUUAUGUGAAUUCUAGUUCAUGAUGAUUGAUAGUUCUAAUUUAUUUUAUUUAUUGUGAACUAUUUAUCGAUUAUUUAGAUCAUGUAAUAUGUUUUAUUGUUCCAUGUUUGAUGGAAAUAUAUAAUAAUGUACAAAUAGAUUUUUGCUUUGUUGAUCAACAAUGUAAAACGUCUUGCAUGUAAAUUGUUAAUAAUUGUUUCAAGUGAUAUUUUCACUUUAGCUGUUCACUAAAUAAUCUUCUGCAUGUGAAAAUUAAAAUGCAUGACUUUCUAUGGUACUUGAAUGAAUUAUGAAAAUUUCAAUGAAAUAUGUGAUUUCUGUUCUUCCAAAUUCCUGUAAUGUUAUAGUGAUUUCCAUGUUCUUAUACAGAACUAGGAACAACUACUGAGCUAUCACUUUUUGAAGCUUUAUAAAGGCAAAUUAAUGUUUUACCAGGUAUUUAUUAUUUGUUCAAAUGAAGUUUUGUGAAAAAUGGAAAGCAUUGAAUAAAAUAGUGA